This is a messenger RNA of Helicoverpa zea (corn earworm), 1807 nucleotides long. RefSeq names its product replication factor C subunit 2 (gene RfC4). The transcript has 3 exons. Bases 645 to 1694 code for a protein of 349 amino acids. The record is from RefSeq and is a predicted model, not a curated record. Gene Ontology annotation, molecular function: DNA clamp loader activity; DNA binding; ATP hydrolysis activity. Gene Ontology annotation, biological process: DNA-templated DNA replication; DNA repair. NCBI's taxonomy places the organism in Eukaryota, Metazoa, Arthropoda, Insecta, Lepidoptera, Noctuidae. Gene Ontology annotation, cellular component: nucleus; DNA replication factor C complex.
AUGGACCUUUUGGAAUACACAUGGUGGACACUAUGGAUAGGGAAUAAAAGGGAAAAAAUAAGUCAUUCAGAAUAUUAUCCGAAUGUUACGAGAGCUUUUGAAAACAAAAUGUCUCACUCGUGUACAGUCCGCCAGUCCGCGUGUGUUCCGAAAUAUAACUCGGAAUCUUCACUUGAGGUAUUUCAUGCUCGUGUCAUCAUGAAUUUGAUGGCAUAUUUACUAUACUAUACUCUAUUGGUGAGACAAGUAUAACCACAUGUAUAAUGAUGUUAUAAUGUGUAUGAAUAAUAACAACUUGAUUCUCAUUCUCGUUAAUACUCGUUAUGGCGUCGAUUCAUGACAUCACACGGACGGCACUUCAAGUUUCAUUUCGGAACACACGCCAAAUUUAGACGACAAUGACAUGUCAGACAGACAACAUUCAAAUUUUUUUAGUCUACAUUUAGUCUAGGACUUUUUAAAUUAUUGUUUGUUUGUAUAGUUUCAUACAAAUAAAAUAAUGUUGUAACCUGUGAAAUUAAUCCAACAUUAGCGAAAGUUUCAUGUUGGAAAAAUUAUAAAACUGAGAAAUCUUUCAGAUAAUAUAGUUGUUGUUGCUGCAUGCAGAGUCAAACACUUUAAAAUUUGUUGCUCUUGAUAUUAAAAUGAGUGAUAACGACCUUUCCAUUAUGGAUGUGGAUGAGGUUGCUCCAAAACCGUUAACGUCCAAAGCUGGCACUAGCGGCUCCAAGCCAUCUUCUAAUUUACCAUGGAUAGAAAAAUACCGGCCGAUAGUAUUCAGUGACAUCGUGGGCAACGAAGACACGGUCUCUAGGCUGGCUGUGUUUGCGCGCACCGGGAACGCUCCUAACAUAAUAAUCGCGGGUCCUCCGGGCGUCGGCAAGACCACCACCAUCCUGUGCCUGGCGCGCGCGCUGCUCGGCGCCGCCUUCCGCGACGCCGUGCUCGAGCUCAACGCGUCCAACGACCGCGGCAUCGAUGUCGUGCGCAACAAGAUCAAAAUGUUUGCACAACAAAAGGUGACGCUGCCGGCGGGGCGGCACAAGCUGGUGAUCCUGGACGAGGCGGACAGCAUGACGGAGGGCGCGCAGCAGGCGCUGCGCCGCACCAUGGAGCUGUACUCGCACACCACGCGCUUCGCGCUCGCCGCCAACAACUCCGAGAAGAUCAUCGAGCCCAUCCAGUCGCGCUGCGCCGUGCUGCGCUACUCGCGCCUCACCGACGCGCAGAUCCUGGCCAAGGUGCUGGAGGUGUGCGAGAAGGAGCAGCUGUCGUACACGGAGGAGGGCGUGAGCGCGGUGGUGUUCACGGCGCAGGGCGACCUGCGCGCCGCGCUCAACAACCUGCAGUCGACGGCGCAGGGCUUCGCGCACGUGAGCGCCGAGCACGUGUUCAAGGUGUGCGACGAGCCGCACCCCAUGCUGGUGCGCGGCAUGCUGGAGGCGUGCCUGCGCCAGGACAUCCACGCGGCGUACAAGGUGGUGGCCAAGCUGUGCAAGCUGGGCUACGCGGCCGAGGACAUCGUGAGCAACAUGUUCCGCGUGUGCAAGACGCUGGAGGCGGGCGAGGGCGCGCGGCUGGCGCUGGUGCGCGAGGUGGGGCUGACGCACCUGCGCGUGGCGGACGGGCUGGGCUCGCCGCUGCAGCUGGCGGGGCUGCUGGCGCGCUGCUGCCGCGCCGCCGCCGACGCCUAGUGCCUGUGCGCUUGCUAUUGUGAACAUAGACUGCAUUCUAAUUUCUAAGUGUACAAUCUAGAAAUAAGUAUUAUACAAAGUAGAAAUAAAAAACCUGCUUUACAGUAUAAAAA